Molecule: messenger RNA, 2399 nt
Organism: Syzygium oleosum
Lineage: Eukaryota; Viridiplantae; Streptophyta; Magnoliopsida; Myrtales; Myrtaceae
Exons: 3
Coding region: 157-2022 (621 amino acids)
Biological process (GO): rRNA base methylation
Cellular component (GO): cytoplasm
Molecular function (GO): rRNA (uridine-N3-)-methyltransferase activity
Source: RefSeq, a predicted model, not a curated record
AAGUCCAUCAGGCAUCACCUACGUAAGGGAGAGAGGAAAAAAACAAAACAGAAGACGCUUUUUAGACAGCGGUGGUGACGACGACGAUGCUCUGCUCGGUACAGAGGCCCCGUGUCUAGUUGAAAAAAAGCAACGCAGAGUGAAAGUCUUGCUCCGAUGGUGGUGGAGGAGGGCGAAAGGACGCGACUUGGAAGCGAAAGUGACGAGGAAGGAGAGGAAGAAAUAGAGGGAUGGAGGAGGCAGAAAUGGCUGAGCCACUACGCACCACAUCAUCGGAUACUGUUGGUGGGUGAAGGCGACUUCUCUUUCUCGUCGAGUUUGGCCUCGGCUUUUGGCUCUGCCUCCAAUGUGACCGCCACUUCCCUCGACCAUUAUGAUGCCUUGAUCAGGAAGUAUAAGAAAGCAAAAUCAAAUGUGGGGAAGUUAAAGAAGCUGGGAGCUUCCUUGUUGCAUGGAGUGGAUGCCACCGGAAUGAAAGACCAUCCAGAUUUGAGAGUGCGGAAGUUCGAUCGAAUCAUCUUCAACUUCCCUCAUGCGGGGUUCCAUGGAAAGGAAAACAACGUGCAGUUGAUCAAUAUGCAUAGGGAACUUGUGUAUGGCUUCUUUUGGAACGCAAGCCAAAUGCUUCGUGCUGAUGGUGAAGUACAUGUAAGCCACAAGACUGAAGCUCCAUAUUGUUAUUGGAAGCUGGAGCAACUUGCAUCUUGGAAUUCUCUGAAAUUGACUGAUCAGACAGCUUUUGAAAGCAAGAAUUAUCCAGGAUAUCACCACAAGCGCGGAGAUGGUUCGAGAUGUGAUGAACUCUUUCCUCUGGGGCCUUGCAGUACCUUCAAGUUCAGGUUCUACCCUGGAGCUUGGGAUGUGUUGAGAGAGUCAAUGACGCACAACAAUGCAAUUCGUGGAGAAUGUCGGCAAAUUUAUGUGAGUCCGGUUCAGAUGCCUGUGGACUUGCCACCAAUUUAUGAGAGAUCAGUUCAGGUGCAUGUAGGAUUUGAGCGAAUUUAUGAGAACCUGAUCCGGACACAGGAGCAGGAGCAGUUGCUGCCACUCUUAUUUGGUCCCUUUCCUUCAAUGACCCAUGUUCCGUUACCCAAGAAUACACAUAUAGAGUUGGGAAUGAAUUCCAGGAACGAAUAUGGAGGGAUUGGUGCCUGUCACCAAAACAUUAUGCAGGAGCCACUCUCAUUUGGUCCCUUUCCUUCAGUGACCCAUGUUCCGUUACCCACGAAUACGCAUAUAGAGUUGGGAAUGAAUUCCAGGAACGAAUAUGGAGGGAUUGGUACCUGUCACCAAAACAUUAUGCAGGAGCCACUCUCAUUUGGUCCCUUUCCUUCAGUGACCCAUGUUCCGUUACCCACGAAUAUGCAUAUAGAGUUGGGAAUGAAUUCCAGGAAUGAAUAUGGAGGGAUUGGUGCCUGUCACCAAAACAUUAUGCAGGAGCCACUCUCAUUUGGUCCCUUUCCUUCAAUGACCCAUGUUCUGUUACCCAGGAAUACACAUAUACAGUUGGGAAUGAAUUCCAGGAAUGAAUAUGGAGGGAUUGGUGCCUGUCACCAAAACAUUAUGCAGGAGCCACUCUCAUUUGGUCCCUUUCCUUCAAUGACCCAUGUUCCAUUACCCAGGAAUACACAUAUAGAGCUGGGAAUGAAUUCCAGGAACGAAUAUGGAGGGAUUGGUGCCUGUCACCAAAACAUUAUGCAGGAGCCACUCUCAUUUGGUCCCUUUCCUUCAAUUACCCAUGUUCCGUUACCCAGGAAUACACAUAAUAUAGAGUUGGAAAUGAAUUCCAGGAAUGAAUAUGGAGGGAUUGGUGCUCAUCACCGAAACAUUAUGCAGGAGAUACCACAUAGAACAUGUUAUGAUGAUGCGUGGUUUCGCUUGGGCCCUCUGCCUGAUCUUGCCCCAGAACAACAUUAUGCAGAUGUAGAAAGAAGAACGUCUGUCGGUGACCUGCAUCGUUUCCAAGGGCCCCAACAUCGGGAGAACUUGAGGAGGCUCAUAUAUUCUUUUGGAAGGCCGUGACUGGAUCGCAUUCCCAUUCUGAAUGCAGGCUACGCAGAGAAUAUCAACGCUGGUAAGGGGUAGAAUAUUUUGGAAUCUGUUUUUGUACAGAGGUUGUGCGGACGGUGCUGGUAAAUGGUAGAAUCCUUUGAAAUCUGUUUUUGUUUGGACUUGAAAGUUCUGAAUUUCUCCAAAUUCGGACGUUUAAGCUGAGGUCAAGACCUGGACAGAUUUCUCUGUGUUUAAAUAUUUAUCGGAGCAAUUUCAAGCCCUGUUCUCCAACUAGAGCAGAGAAUAUCCAUGGAUGUUAGACUCCCCCCUUUUUAAGGUUGGGGACAAGCGGGUGACUUUGGACUCCUGUAUCUUGAUGUUUGUGUUCCAAUUAUUAUUUGGGUUAA